Zonotrichia albicollis (white-throated sparrow) is the source of this 1210-nucleotide messenger RNA. NCBI's taxonomy places the organism in Eukaryota, Metazoa, Chordata, Aves, Passeriformes, Passerellidae. The record is from RefSeq and is a predicted model, not a curated record.
UUUUCCACCAAGCUACCCAAUUCCAGCUCAGGCAAGCUUUAGAAUUGCAUCAUUUCUAAAAAGCAGCUUGCUGUCUCUCCUGUCCCCCACAGAUCCAGCAAUAAGUACAAUAAGUAACCAUGAAUGAGGUGCUGGAGACCCUGAAGAAGAUCGAGGACAAGUACAAGCUGUUCCAGCAGCAGCAGUUCACCUUCAUCAAAGCCCUGGAGCGCACCCGGGAGGAAGCCCAUGACAUGAUCAGACCUGUGUCAUCCAUUAUCCAGGUGCAGUGCUACAAGGACCAUCACUGCUUCAACGCCACAGACAGGCGCAUCCUCAACAUGUUCGUGUCCCUGUGCAACGAGCUGCGCUGCCUGUGCCAGAAGAUGGAGACGGCUCACGCUGGGGACAGUGUCACCCACGGCCUUUUGGAGAAGUGCAAAUUGCUCCUGAACGACAGCAACGACCUCACUGCCCUUCGAGCCCCGUACCCCCACAGGGUUGUGAACUUCCUGAGCGUAGAGGAAUCAAAGCAUCGCUAUGGAGGGGUGGUGAGCUUGCUGCCCAUCGUUCUGGACACCAUGAAGGCCUGGGUCACACACUCCAAGAAGUACCUGAUCCCCAAUGAGAAACAGUGUGAGAGGUGCAAGUAUGAAGACCCACGUUUAGGAAAGAAAGCUCCCUGGGUCCCACCAGGGAACACCUCCUGUUAGAGGAUCAGAGCUCCUGCGUCGUCUCUGCUCAGCACCUUUUAGCACCUGGCUGAUCUAAUACAGUGCAAUCAACACCAGAGAACCGUCCUGAGCCCACUUUCUGCAGCCAGCCCAGCACACAAGCGUUCCCUCUCCCUUGCUGAUGUUUGCACUCUGCCCUCACAUCCCCACAGAAGCAGCUCCAGCUGCUCCCUGGGGCCAGCACUGCAGUGGGAGCAGGGAUCAGUCAAGACUCAUGAGGUUCUUAUCUCUCACACAUGAAUCUUGGACAAUCAUUUGAAACAGGAUUUUACAUUUUAUGAGCCUUCUUCCUGAGGAGCAUCCCCUCCUUGUCGCAGGUAUGGGGUGAAGAAGCUGCCUGCGUGAAGGAUGGGAUGCAAAGCAGCAAAGGCCUGGCAUUACAGAUUCAUACACGUCCCUGACAUUUAGACUUGUCUCUAAAGCUCCCUCAGCCCCACAGAAACAGUUUGGCUAGCGGGACCGCACACAGUCCCUGUUUACAGAACAAACUUCCCACC